Cygnus olor (mute swan) is the source of this 1095-nucleotide messenger RNA. It is a transcript of the gene HOXC13, whose product is annotated as homeobox C13. Bases 1 to 900 code for a protein of 299 amino acids. Lineage: Eukaryota; Metazoa; Chordata; Aves; Anseriformes; Anatidae. Gene Ontology annotation, biological process: regulation of transcription by RNA polymerase II. The transcript is spliced from 2 exons. Gene Ontology annotation, molecular function: RNA polymerase II cis-regulatory region sequence-specific DNA binding; DNA-binding transcription factor activity, RNA polymerase II-specific. The record is from RefSeq and is a predicted model, not a curated record.
AUGACGGCGCCGCUCGGCCUCCCCCCGCGCUGGCCCGACGGCCUGGCCUGCCGCUGCGAGGAAGCCCCGCGGGAGAAAAACCGCAUGGAGGGCUUGGGGCACUGCCGGGAGGUGUUGCCCCCCCCGCCGCCGCCGCCGCCGGGGCUCGCCGUGCCCCCCGCGCCGCCGCCGCCGCCGCAGGGAGCGGCGUACGCCGAGCUGGCGGCCGCCGAGCCCCCCCGGCAGUGCCCGUCGGGGGCGGCAUCCAGCGCGGCGCUGGGCUACGGGUACCCCUUCGGGGGCGGCUACUACGGCUGCCGCUUGUCCCACUCGCACGGCGUCAACCUGCAGCAGAAAACCUGCGCCUACCACCCCGGGGAAAAGUACCCCGAGGCCGGCGGGCCGCUGCCCGGCGAGGAGCUGCCGUCGAGGGCCAAGGAAUUCGCCUUUUACCCCGGCUUCGCCAGCUCCUACCAGCCGGUCCCCGGUUAUUUGGACGUGUCGGUGGUCCCGGGGCUGGGCGGCCACCCGGAGCCGCGGCACGACGCUUUGCUUCCCAUGGAAGGUUACCAGCACUGGGCUCUUUCUAAUGGCUGGGACGGCCAAAUGUACUGCUCCAAAGAGCAAUCGCAGUCUGCACACCUCUGGAAAUCACCUUUCCCAGACGUGGUCCCCCUGCAACCCGAAGUCAGCAGUUAUCGGAGGGGGCGAAAGAAGAGGGUCCCUUACACCAAAAUCCAACUGAAGGAGUUGGAGAAGGAGUACGCGGCCAGCAAAUUCAUCACCAAAGAGAAGCGGAGGAGGAUUUCGGCCACCACCAACCUGUCCGAGCGCCAAGUGACUAUCUGGUUCCAGAACCGGAGGGUCAAGGAGAAGAAGGUGGUGAGCAAAUCCAAGACAGCACACCUCCACACGACCUGACAGAGGAAGCUUUGCAGGGAGGGCGAGGAAAGGAAGCAAGAAGCGUAAAUAUUUAUCUGGUAGCUUGUAUGAUAACAUCAUCGGGACUCUGCUGAUUCGAAUUCAUUAUUUAAAAAUCGACAUUAAAAAAUGCACACACACACACACCCCAAAACACUGAACGCAUCUUUGAUUUAUCCCUCUGUCCCGCUCUGA